Messenger RNA from Xyrauchen texanus (razorback sucker), 2071 nucleotides. Its product is annotated as glycine receptor subunit alpha-2-like. The coding region runs from base 264 to 1607 and encodes 447 amino acids. The transcript has 9 exons. The record is from RefSeq and is a predicted model, not a curated record. Gene Ontology annotation, cellular component: neuron projection; synapse; plasma membrane. Lineage: Eukaryota; Metazoa; Chordata; Actinopteri; Cypriniformes; Catostomidae. Gene Ontology annotation, molecular function: transmembrane signaling receptor activity; glycine binding; transmitter-gated monoatomic ion channel activity. Gene Ontology annotation, biological process: chemical synaptic transmission; signal transduction; nervous system process.
CAUCGCAGCUUCCGCAUUUAAUGGCAACACGGAUUUCAUGCGCGUUUUCUUUUCCCGCCCCAACUGAAUGUCAAGCGCGCGAUGGUGACUGGAGCUUCCAGUGGCAUUAUCUGCACGCGCAACAGCGGAUCCGCCGGCGUAUCGGUGUCGUUUCUUUGGUCAAACUGAACCAUGAGCAUCUGGACUGAAGUGUGUCUGGUGUGUUCGGUUUUACCUGUGGAAACCUCCGGCUCUGUGUUAGUUCGGAAGAAAGUGUCGGAGGAAUGACGCGCCCUGAUCUCAAACUCCUCACAACUUUAUUCGCGUGUUUCCUUCAAAUACACAACUUCAGGAUAACAGAAGGAAAAGAGUAUGAGAGAGCAUCUUCAUCGACAAUGUCCCCUUCAGAUUUCCUGGACAAGUUAAUGGGGAGGACGUCCGGAUAUGAUGCGCGCAUAAGACCUAACUUUAAAGGUCCCCCCGUGAACGUCACAUGCAAUAUUUUCAUCAACAGCUUUGGCUCCGUGACGGAGACGACUAUGGACUACAGGGUGAACAUCUUCCUGAGGCAGAAAUGGAACGACCCUCGACUGGCGUACAGCGAGUACCCGGACUCUUCUCUGGAUCUGGACCCCUCCAUGCUCGACUCCAUCUGGAAACCGGAUCUGUUCUUUGCCAAUGAGAAGGGCGCAAACUUCCAUGAUGUCACCACAGAUAACAAACUCCUGAGGAUCUUUAAAGACGGAACGGUUCUGUACAGCAUCAGAUUGACAUUAAUAUUGUCCUGUCCGAUGGAUCUAAAGAACUUUCCCAUGGAUGUACAGACCUGCACGAUGCAGCUGGAGAGUUUCGGCUACACGAUGAAUGAUCUGAUCUUUGAGUGGCUUGAUAAAGGUCCCGUUCAGGUGGCAGAUGCUUUGACUUUACCGCAGUUCCUUAUCAGAGAUGAGAAAGACCUCGGCUACUGCACCAAACACUACAACACAGGUAAGUUCACCUGUAUUGAGGUGAAGUUUCAUCUAGAGCGUCAGAUGGGUUAUUACCUCAUCCAGAUGUACAUCCCCAGUCUGCUGAUCGUCAUCCUCUCCUGGGUCUCCUUCUGGAUCAACAUGGAUGCAGCACCCGCUCGUGUCGCACUCGGCAUCACCACCGUCCUCACCAUGACAACACAGAGCUCCGGCUCACGAGCUUCACUGCCAAAGGUUUCCUAUGUGAAGGCCAUUGACAUCUGGAUGGCCGUGUGUCUGCUGUUUGUCUUCGCCGCUCUUCUGGAAUACGCCGGCGUAAACUUUGUGUCCCGACAGCAGAGGGAAUUUCUUCGCUUGAAACGAAGGGAAAGGCGAAAGCAGAAGGAAGACGAAUUACAAGCCGAACGUUUGCACUUUCCUGGCUACAACAUGACUUCCUGUGAUAAGGACGGUCCCGUGGUAAAACCUGCGACGACUAACUCUGUCCCGCAUCCGCCGAUCCUGAAGAACACAGAACCGAACAGAAAGAAGUUUAUCGACAGAGCGAAGAGAAUCGACACGAUAUCUCGUGCGGCGUUUCCUCUGGUGUUCCUCAUCUUCAACGUCUUUUACUGGAUAACGUUCAAGAUUAUCAGACAUGACAACGCCAGGAGAGACUAGUUUGUCUGAAUCGUUUCAUUUCUUGUGUUUUUACUUUCCGUCAGGGAUUUUGUGGAAACACUGUGGACAAACAUGAGAUAUCUGGAGAUGUAUGGCAGCAAAUAACACACACACACGCACACUCACAACACAAGUACACACACACACACACAUACACACACACACACACACACUCACACACACACACUCACACACACUCGCACACUCACACACUCACACACAAACACAAGUACACACACACUCACACACAAACACAAGUACACACACACGGACACACAAACACAAGUACACACACACUCACACACACACACACACUCGCACACACACACAGACACACAAACACAAGUACACACACACACACACAUCCACACACACACACACACACACACUCGCACACUCACACACUCACACAAGUACACACACACUCACACACAAACACAAGUACACACACACAACACAAGUAC